CAAAACUUUAGCUUAUAGCUUUUGCUCCUAUCACGUAUGGCCCUUUUUGAUCUCGACGACAUUUUGCUGAAAAAAACUAGUGCAGUUAAAGAAACUGAACAAUUUUCGGAGUAACCUAGGUUGUAUGAUUUACUUUGAGCUCCUAUACACCUCUUGUAAUGGGGAAUCAGCCGACAGCCACCAGACGAGUUACCUUCGAGCGCGAACAAGCUGGAGUGAUCGCGAUUUCAGACAGCGUUGCGAAGCGCUUGCGGUCGGGUGAAGCGCCAUCACACAGCAAACAGCAUGGCGAACCAUCACACUCACAAGCGCCAGAAACGAGUUCUUCCAGCGGGAAAACGAAGAAUGACACCACCACGCGAACCGCGGCGUCAUCGAGUGGGAUGCAGAGUGAUGGCAUGGUGUGGAAUACAGACCAACCUUCCGGAGAGCAGAGGGGAUUUAUUGCGCAGGGUCUGAUGCAAGAACGGAUGCAGGGUGAUUAUAACCAGAUGUUGCGCCAAUUGGAAGACGACUGGCAAGAGCGAUAUAAGCGAUUGGAAACCGAUUCAGAGCAUGUGAGAAAAACUUCUGGAGAAGAGCUUCAUCGAUCUUUGAAGAAUGUAGAGUCCAUGUUUGCGACAAAAUCGCAGAACGUUAUAAGUAGUGACCUGCAGCAAGCAGUAAUGGAAUGCUACAAGCAGAACACCACGCGAACGCUGAAUUGCAGUCAGGAAGCAGAUGCUUUUAUUCGCGGAGUUGAGACGUUCAAAACGAAUUUUCUUGGAAAACAGAUGAGUUAGUUGGAUUGACGGUGCUUGAUGCCUGCUUUCAGCGUUUUGGAAAUGGACUUUUCGAAUGAAUUUGUUUUAAUGUUUACAUGGUUACCUAUAUGCUGUGACACUGUUGCAUUUGAUUGCUGUGUUUGAUUGGGUAUGGAGCAUUGUAAUACUUAAUCGGAGUAUGAAAUUUACUGAAGAUUGGAAAUCAAUUCACAAGCUAACUUAA
Molecule: messenger RNA, 987 nt
Organism: Paramacrobiotus metropolitanus
Lineage: Eukaryota; Metazoa; Tardigrada; Eutardigrada; Parachela; Macrobiotidae
Product: MICOS complex subunit mic25-a-like
Exons: 5
Coding region: 159-782 (207 amino acids)
Biological process (GO): inner mitochondrial membrane organization
Cellular component (GO): MICOS complex
Source: RefSeq, a predicted model, not a curated record